Xenopus laevis (African clawed frog) is the source of this 896-nucleotide messenger RNA. Its product is annotated as provisional ortholog of heme binding protein 2 L homeolog. NCBI's taxonomy places the organism in Eukaryota, Metazoa, Chordata, Amphibia, Anura, Pipidae. The transcript has 4 exons. The coding region runs from base 21 to 638 and encodes 205 amino acids. The record is from RefSeq and is a predicted model, not a curated record.
UUCCAGUCUCUGAUGCAAAGAUGAAUUCGAGGUACCUGGGAAUGAUGCUGAUCGUGUUUUUUCUAGUUGGGUGUGUGGUGGAGGCUAAAAAACCUGUUUGUGAUUGUGAUGAGGACAAGCCCCCUGCUUUUUGCAGAGGAAUUACCUGCCCAAAAUACAAGUUGGUGGAAAAAAACAACAAUUUCGAGUUGCGCACAUAUGAAGCCACACAAUGGGUGACAACUCCUUUACAGAUGUCUGUUGAAGGUUUGGAAGAAAGUUUUAUUCACUUAACAGAGUACAUGAAUGGAAAAAAUUGGGAAGAAAUCCUAAUGGAGAUGGCUGUCCCCGUGCUAGUAAUCGCUCCAAUAGGUAAACCGCCUGUCAAUGGAACCAUGAUGUUCCUUCUGCCAACGGAAAUUAAGAAACCCCCAACACCCACAGAUGCUGAUAUUUCGUUUCAAAAAUUCAAAGAAACAUCGGUUUACGUUAGGACUUACUAUGACUUCAGUACCGGAGGUCCUCAUGCAAAAACACUGGCAGAAGAACUGGAUUUGCAGGGCAAGGCUUUUGAAAAAUCAUUCUUCAUAUCAGCUGGAUACCAUGAUCCAACUCUACUAAUUGGACGGCACUGUGAAGUGUGGUUUUUAGCAAACUAAUGGGAAAGCAAACACAAGAACUUUUCUGUUUCUCUUAAUAAGCAAUUGGAAUCUCUUUUAAUGGAAAAGCUGUUGAGACAAAACGCACUUGUGACGUCACUCUUCGGGUACCCAUUGUUAAGCCAAUAAAUGAUUUACAUUAAACUACGUCUAUGGAAAGAUUGUGGUAGUUGGGAAAAUGUGGGACUGUUGUGAGUAAAUAUCUUUUACAAAAUUUUAAUACAUUCUUCUCUAUUUGAUAAACUAUCCUGCCUUGCA